AUUUCCGGUUCGUGUCACUGUCGUCCCCGGCAGAUCAGCAGACUUCGGUUCAGCUCGGAGAAACAACACCGCUCUGUAUGGUGGAGAACCGUUUCAUAUUCUGACCGUUUUUCUUGGGACCGGCUGUAUGAUUAAGCUACAAUCUUCAAUGAGUAAGCAUAUCCCACAGUUCUGUGGUGUUCUGGGUCGCACAUUUAUGGAGUUUCUGAAGGGCAGUGGAGACUACUGCCAGGCUCAGCACGCUGCCUAUGCAGACGAGUGAACAGCCAAACUUGCCAUCCACAUAACAUACUUGAGCCACCGGAGGGACCCUGGAAACUUCACAGGACCGGGAGACCUCCCAGAACCAGCGAUAAUUCAGCCUGGAUGGGGUAACUCCACCUGCUGGACACUGCCCUCGUUGGCUUCCACCCGCCAGACUCAAGGUGGAACCAGCCUUUUUUAUUUUUUAACUUUCUUUUCUUUUGAUUUCAUCCCAAAAGAGAGGAUUUCAAGUUCCUUUUCUAGUUGCCUGCCAUAUUGUCAGCUGGCACCUUCUUAAACUUUCCCGCCAUUUCUGUUGUUUUGCCAACAUUAAGAAGACCGGGGGAUCUUUGUUUCCGAGCUUCCUGUAAGCUCUUUGGACCUUUUGGGUUUUACAUUCCCUCUUAACUGUUUACACUUGUCGAUUUUAUUUUUUGCUUUUUGGAAUACGUUCACAUUUUGUCGUCCAAACCAACGUUACAAUGGCUCGAAUGAACAGACCAGCCCCUGUUGAGAUCACCUACAAAAACAUGAGGUUCCUCAUCACCCACAACCCCACCAACGCCACCCUGAACAAGUUCAUUGAGGAGCUGAAGAAGUAUGGAGUCACCACUGUGGUGAGAGUUUGUGAGGCCACCUAUGACGCCACCCUUGUUGUAAAAGAGGGGAUCCAGGUUCUGGAUUGGCCGUUUGAUGAUGGCGCUCCUCCCUCCAACCAGAUUGUGGAUGAUUGGCUGAACCUGUUGAAGCUGAAGUUCAGAGAGGAGCCUGGCUGCUGCAUCGCUGUCCACUGUGUGGCAGGACUGGGAAGAGCUCCUGUUCUGGUGGCCCUUGCAUUGAUUGAAUGUGGGAUGAAAUACGAGGACGCUGUCCAGUUCAUUCGACAGAAGCGUCGAGGAGCAUUCAACAGCAAGCAGCUCUUCUACCUGGAGAAAUAUCGUCCAAAGAUGCGCCUGCGCCAUCGCAAUAACUGCUGCAUCCAGUAGAGCCAAACCUCCUGCCACGCCAGCCCAAUAUCCCCCUAUACCUGAUUAAAAAAAAUGAAUACAUUUCCUUCUUGCUAGCUUGCUACCGGCAGGUUAGAUUAUUUCCUGCUCUUUAUUUUAUAAUUUUUUUCCUUUGGGUCAUUGUGUUGAAAGUAUUUUAUGUUGAAAAACCUCCGUGCUGUAAUGAAUUGCCCUCUCAAGGCUUAAAUAAAUCAUGUGUCUGAGGGAUAACGAGUUGUGUGAACCACAUUGCCUGAGGAAAAAAAAGAAGAAACCACCACCAGGAAGGGCAGUGCUGAGUUGUAUCUUUGUGAAAUGUUGGAUCUCUAGUCGUCGCUGUUGUGUCCCAAAGAUUUUAAUUGGCCGCUACAUUUGCAUUGAUUGAAAAAAAAACGUGUUACAGAAAAGUCUAGACGAGUUAAUCCCCCCCGCCUCCUUAACUGUUUUUGAGUUCAAGAGUAGAAAGAGAUAUGCCUUCCUUCAGAUCACACGGAUCGUUCAUAAAUGCCUUACCAUUGAAGUGAAACCGAGGCAGUCAUACCAGGAGUCACCUCCCUCUGGCAUCUGGAAAAGGUCUUUCAUUUUUCUACUUGGAAUAAAAAAAAAAAACUAAAAAAAAACAACCUGUUGCCUUUGUCUUGUGCAGGAAGUAAAACUUAUUCCCUUUUAACUUAAGUUACCUUACUUUCAUAUUUAUCAGUUCAACGGUUUUAAGUUUUUUCUUUAAUUUAUCAGACCUUCUGUUUACUGUUUCACUGCCAUGUCCAAAUUUUUGACUUUUUCUUUUUCAUUUCAAGCGACUUUGGCUUCAAACUGGACUUCCAACAUCUGCGGUAAUGUCUAUGCCUUUUUAUUUGAUGUCCAUAACUUAAGACUUGCAUACUUGAUGAUUUUAUGUAUUUGAAAAUGUGUACUAUUAUUAGGUUGGCUAUUUAUACUAUCAAUGGAUGUUUGGUUUAGUACAGUGAGCGACGAAGUUGUACCUGUUCACCAACUUGUGAGAUUGCAUUAAAUGACACUGAAAAAACUAA
Messenger RNA from Cyprinodon tularosa, 2260 nucleotides. RefSeq names its product protein tyrosine phosphatase 4A1 (gene ptp4a1). Bases 726 to 1229 code for a protein of 167 amino acids. The record is from RefSeq and is a predicted model, not a curated record. Gene Ontology annotation, cellular component: nucleus. The transcript has 6 exons. Gene Ontology annotation, molecular function: protein tyrosine phosphatase activity. Gene Ontology annotation, biological process: protein dephosphorylation. NCBI's taxonomy places the organism in Eukaryota, Metazoa, Chordata, Actinopteri, Cyprinodontiformes, Cyprinodontidae.